Cygnus atratus (black swan) is the source of this 948-nucleotide messenger RNA. It is a transcript of the gene SOX2, whose product is annotated as SRY-box transcription factor 2. Gene Ontology annotation, molecular function: RNA polymerase II cis-regulatory region sequence-specific DNA binding; DNA-binding transcription factor activity, RNA polymerase II-specific. The transcript has a single exon. Gene Ontology annotation, biological process: anatomical structure morphogenesis; regulation of DNA-templated transcription; cell differentiation. NCBI's taxonomy places the organism in Eukaryota, Metazoa, Chordata, Aves, Anseriformes, Anatidae. The record is from RefSeq and is a predicted model, not a curated record. The coding region runs from base 1 to 948 and encodes 315 amino acids.
AUGUACAACAUGAUGGAAACCGAGCUGAAACCUCCCGCCCCCCAGCAAACUUCGGGGGGAGGCACAGGCAACUCCAACUCGGCCGCCAACAACCAGAAGAACAGCCCGGACCGGGUCAAGCGCCCCAUGAACGCCUUCAUGGUGUGGUCCCGCGGGCAGCGGCGGAAAAUGGCCCAGGAGAACCCGAAGAUGCACAACUCCGAGAUCAGCAAGCGGCUCGGGGCCGAGUGGAAACUUUUAUCCGAGGCGGAGAAGAGACCCUUCAUUGACGAAGCCAAGCGGCUCAGAGCUCUGCACAUGAAGGAGCACCCGGAUUAUAAAUACCGACCCCGGAGGAAAACCAAGACCCUGAUGAAGAAGGAUAAGUACACGUUGCCAGGGGGCUUACUGGCACCGGGCACCAAUACCAUGACGACUGGGGUAGGGGUUGGGGCCACCUUGGGAGCUGGGGUGAACCAGAGGAUGGACAGUUACGCGCACAUGAACGGCUGGACCAACGGAGGCUAUGGGAUGAUGCAAGAGCAGCUCGGCUACCCGCAGCACCCGGGCUUGAACGCGCACAACGCGGCGCAGAUGCAGCCCAUGCACCGCUACGACGUGAGCGCCCUGCAGUACAACUCCAUGACCAGCUCGCAGACUUACAUGAACGGAUCGCCUACCUACAGCAUGUCGUACUCCCAGCAAGGGACCCCGGGCAUGGCCCUGGGCUCCAUGGGCUCGGUGGUCAAGACGGAAUCCAGCUCCAGUCCCCCCGUAGUCACCUCGUCGUCUCAUUCAAGGGCUCCUUGCCAAGCUGGGGACCUUCGGGACAUGAUCAGCAUGUAUCUACCAGGUGCUGAAGUACCAGAACCAGCUGCCCCAAGCAGACUUCAUAUGUCCCAACACUACCAGAGUGCACCUGUUCCUGGCACAGCCAUUAAUGGCACACUCCCUCUAUCACAUAUGUAA